Messenger RNA from Nymphaea colorata (pocket water lily), 2170 nucleotides. RefSeq names its product endoglucanase 11-like. Gene Ontology annotation, molecular function: hydrolase activity, hydrolyzing O-glycosyl compounds. Gene Ontology annotation, biological process: carbohydrate metabolic process. NCBI's taxonomy places the organism in Eukaryota, Viridiplantae, Streptophyta, Magnoliopsida, Nymphaeales, Nymphaeaceae. The transcript is spliced from 5 exons. The record is from RefSeq and is a predicted model, not a curated record. The coding region runs from base 333 to 1946 and encodes 537 amino acids.
CCAUUAAAAAGCAGCAUAAAGCUCGGUGCUGAAAUCUGUGACUGUAGCUCAUCAGCCCGCUUACAUAACCUCCUCUCUCGACCAAAAAUGGCUUUGUAAAUCGGCGGAACAAAGCAGCGGAAGAAGCCUCUCCCCCUCCCUCUCUCUUUUGGAUGCAAUAAGUAACGCCCCUCAUUGGCGUUGCAAAGUUUGCAGCAUAUCGACUCGCACAACAGAGAGGGAGAGACAGAGACGCAGGGAGCGUCGGGACAUGGAUUGCAGUCUGUAAGAGAAAGAAAUCAGAAAACCUUUUGUGCAGCUAAUGAAGAAGAAGCCCAGCCAGCCAACAAAAGAUGGCAGGAAGAAAGAGUGACUGUAACGUCCCUACAAAGUCUCUGCAAUUCUCCCGAGUUUCUGGCACCAUCACAACCACCAUCGGCUUCUUCUUCUUUUUUGCCAUUGUCACCUCCUCUUUUUCCUCCUCUGUUCUUGCAAGAAAUGAAGGUUACGAUUAUCAGGACGCUCUCACGAAAAGCCUGCUCUACCUGGAGGCUCAGAGAUCAGGCCGCCUCCCGUACAACCAACGGGUCACAUGGCGGCACCACUCCGGCCUCACCGAUGGGCUGGAGCAAGGGGUGGAUCUUGUAGGGGGUUACUACGACGCCGGCGAUCAUGUCAAAUUCGGCCUGCCGAUGGCUUUCACGGUUACAAUGCUGUCCUGGAGCGUGAUCGAAUACGGUGACCUGCUGGAGGAGAUGGGUGAGCUCACGCAUGCGCUCGAAGCGAUUAAGUGGGGAACAGAUUAUUUCAUCAAAGCGCACACAGACCCCAAUGUCUUCUGGGGAGAGGUGGGAGACGGCAAUACCGACCACUAUUGUUGGCAGCGGCCGGAGGACAUGACUACCUCGAGGCAUGCCUAUAAAGUUGAUGCAGAACAUCCAGGAUCGGAUCUCGCCGGCGAAACGGCAGCGGCCAUGGCUGCUGCAUCUAUGGUGUUCAAGAAAUUUAACCCGCAUUAUUCACACCUCCUGCUGCAUCAUGCCCAAGAGUUAUUCACAUUUGCAGACAAGUAUAGAGGGAAGUAUCAUGAAAGCAUAGAGAUUGUUGAGAAUUAUUAUGCCUCUGUCAGCGGCUACAAGGACGAGCUGCUGUGGGCAGCCUUGUGGCUGCACCGGGCGACCGGCGACGGCGAAUACGUAGCCUACAUUGUGAACAAUGCCGAUUCCUUCGGCGGCACCGGCUGGGCGAUCACCGAGUUCAGUUGGGAUGUCAAGUAUGCCGGAGUUCAGAUCCUCGCUGCAAAGGUGCUCAUGGAAGGAAAACACAGACAGUAUGACAACACAUUAAAGCUAUACCAGUCUAAAGCCGAGCACUACUUGUGCUCUUGCCUACAAAGGAAUAACGAGAGCAAUGUUCAGCUCACUCCGGGAGGCCUUCUUUUCAUUAGGCCAUGGAACAACAUGCAAUAUGUGUCUACCGCAGCAUUUCUCCUCACUAUAUACUCUGACUACCUAAAGCAGUUCAAUGGGACCCUGCACUGCGGGAACCAGGCCGUGGAUGCGGCCGAGCUCCUGAACUUUGCCAAGGGUCAAGUGGAAUAUAUACUGGGCUCGAACCCAAUGGGGAUGAGUUACUUUGUAGGAUUUGGUACAAAGUAUCCCAAGUAUGUUCACCACAGAGGUGCAUCAGUUGUAUCAUACAGGGAGAACCCUGGGUUCAUUGGAUGCACCCAAGGGUAUGACAAUUGGUACAGUCGCCGGGAACCAAACCCUAAUAUCAUAGUGGGUGCGCUCGUCGGCGGACCAGACUCGACGGACUCAUUCAACGAUGACCGGGGGAACUACAUGCAGACAGAGGCUUGCACCUACAACACUGCACCUCUGGUGGGUGUCUUUGCCAAGUUGUAUAAUUAUGGAACUCCUAGACAGCUCCCUGCACAAGACCAACAAACCUCCUCUUACUACUAGGUAGUAGAAAUACUUACUACAGAUACAAGAAUUUUUCUUUCAUCUUUAUGGCCUGUUGUUUAUAUAGUGAAGAAGAAAUUACAGUACUUUUGCUUCUUGUAUAGUAGUAUGCAUAAAAGGAAAAGAAAGAGCAUACUAUGAAUCUUUUUUGGUGUGCCUAGCAAACUAUGUAAAAAAAAAAAAAAAAGACAGAAGGAAAGAAAAUUUCUUGCUUUCUUCUCUCA